Molecule: messenger RNA, 2464 nt
Organism: Spodoptera exigua (beet armyworm)
Lineage: Eukaryota; Metazoa; Arthropoda; Insecta; Lepidoptera; Noctuidae
Source: the annotation of a GenBank genome assembly
AUGAAAGUGGUGCGGUCUGAAGCCGGUCUGCAGUUCGCAGUGCGAGUGUACCGGCUAGGCUCGCCACCACAGGCCAGUCUAUACAACACUUUCCCGAACCGCGCACGCGCGUACGUUCGCCUGUAUUACAACACUCGGAAACGCUCCGAAAUUACGUGAUUCCAUUUAAAGCCAUUCCCAUUCAAAGUGUAACUACACGUAAAUUCGACUGAUGUAUGUUAUAUAAAAUCUAUUAAGUAACGGGUAGCUGUCAGUACCAUCCCGUGGUUGUUUACGUGAACCUCGUGCUUGACGCACACUUUUCAGCGGUGACAGAAACAGCUGAGCGAAGCGGGAAAUUAGGAGCAAGCGGGAUAACAGCCAAUUACAGGAUCUCGGAUCCACAGAGCAUGCGACGGCUUCACUUGACAGACAGACAUCUUCGCGUGAUGCUGUGGUGCAUUCUACUCGGUUUACAACCAGCAUUCGCUGGCAUUCUGGACCCCUUUAACUGGGCGCGUUCAGACCGCAUCGAAGUCAACAUUCCCUGGUUACCAUUUGAAAAUGAAACAAGAUGCUAUGAUGAACUAGGAUGUCUGAACAUCACCAGAAGCUGGUACCACCUCAUUCACCGGCCCUUCAACGUGUUCCCACUGCCACGAGUCGUCAUCAAUACGAGGUUUAUUUUAUAUACAAAAAAGAACCCAACGGAUGGACAAUUGUUGAACGUGAACGUUAACAAAACUAUAGUAAAGUCCAAUUUCAACCCGAAGCGACUGACUAAGAUGAUCAUUCACGGUUUCAUCGACACGCCGCUCUCUAACUGGGUCAGUGAGAUGAAAGAUGAGCUUGUGAAAGCAGGCGACUUCAAUGUUGUUAUAGUGGACUGGGCCGGCGGCAGUCUGCCGCUGUACACUCAAGCUACGGCCAAUACUAGGCUAGUCGGACUUGAAGUAGCACAUUUCAUUAAUACUUUACAGAAAGAACAUGGCGUUAAUCCAUUAGAUGUCCACAUAAUAGGUCAUUCCUUAGGUGCCCAUACAGCAGGUUACGCAGGAGAAAGAAUUCAGGGCUUAGGAAGAAUUACAGGCCUGGAUCCAGCCGAACCUUACUUCCAAGGAAUGCCGACGCAUGUGCGACUAGAUCCAAGUGACGCGCAACUCGUCGACGUCAUACACACUGACGGAAAGAGCAUUUUCCUUUUAGGAUAUGGAAUGUCACAACCCGUGGGCCACUUGGAUUUCUACCCGAACAACGGGAAGGAGCAACCAGGUUGUGACCUCACCGAAGGACCGCUCGUACCUUUGACACUAGUCAAACAAGGACUUGAAGAAGCUUCCAGGGUAUUAGUAGCCUGCAACCACGUUAGAGCUAUUAAACUUUUCACAGAAUCUAUCAAUGGAAAAUGUUCCUAUAUAGGACAUCAAUGCCCGUCAUACCAACAUUUCCUAACAGGGAAAUGUUUCCAUUGCGGACACGGUUGUGCAAUCAUGGGAUUCCACGCAGACAGCUCCCCGGGUUUGAUUACGAACAAAAAUAAUCAAUCUGAGAAUGAGGUGUUUCCAUCUGAGGAGCACGAUACUAUCGGUGCUAAAUAUUACCUCAGCACGGGCAAGGAUCUACCUUAUUGUCAGCGGCAUUACCGUGUAGCUAUCCAGUUGGCAAAUCCUAAAGGAGCAGAAUCGUGGGUGCAGGGUUUCCUCAAAGUAACUUUGAUGUCUGAUAGAGGCGUAAUCAGAGGAAUGGAUUUAACACCAAAUAACUACGUUAAAUUAGAACAUGGCACUACCUACACCAUAGUGGUCACUCACCCUGUGGACUUGGGUGGAAAAGUUAGAAAGGUGGAGUUAUCGUGGGAGUACGACAUGAAUGUACUGGAGCCGCGAUCUCUUUGCAUACUAUGGUGUAAUGACCGAUUGUACGUCAAGUCAGUUCUCGUCGACCAAAUGGAACUACCAAGCAGAGGGAAAAGAAACGUCGACUUCAGCACAAAAUUGUGCACACCAAAACGCGAGUUUGCUGAAAUUCCCAACCGAGGCUCUGCCAGUUUCUAUGACAACUGCGGCAGGUAGCUGUGCCAUAAUAAACAGUAGGCUUCCCACUAUAGACUUAACUGUCUAUUUAUAGAGACUCUGCGAGUAAGCUUUAAAUAAAAAGUGGACGUAGUAACGAAAAGGAAACAUUUGUCGAAGUGUAAUUAUUACACCAGUGAUUGUUUUCAGUGUGCAGUUGUUACAGGGUGAACAUGUACAUGAGUUUAUUUAAAUUAUGAACACUUGUUUUGUUGCAUGUAGGUAGAUUUACAUUAGGGACUAAAUUGUAUUGGUUAUCAAAUUCAUCGAUUUUCAAUAAGCCCCUGUUAUGUCUACUUCUAUUGGUAGAUAAGUACCUACUACGUUCACGCUAAGUUGUUACAAACUUGGUUUGAACCUAGACAGGAGAUUAUUGAUCGAUGACCAAUAUUUAUACAAUUUAACAUCGGAGG